AUGCCGCUGUCACUGGCGCUCAUCGUCGCUGCCAUCGUCAGUUCCGUCGCCUCUGCGUGUGUGUGUGUGUGUGUGUCAGUUGUAUGCUUAUUUUACUCUCUCUCUCUCUCUCUCUCCCUCUCUCUCUCUCUCUCCCUCUCUCUCUCCGCGGCGGCGGUGACGGGUCACGGGAGUGAGAGUGGCAGCAGCAGUGGGAUCGAGUCGGAUACGGAGGAGUUCCCUGGUCAUGCCGGGUAUCGCCUGCUUGGGGAUGCGCCACCGCCUGAGCCUCAGGAUGAUAGCGAGAGCGAGGGCGAGAGCGAAGCAGACAGCAGCGACGACGACGACGACGACGGGCGUCGACAGGAGACAGCUGGCGGAGCUAGCGAGCGGCCUGUGGGCGAUGUUGGCGAUGCAGACCAGGAGAGCGAUGAUGACGCAGCGCUGGCUGCUGCCGUGCGGCAGGCCCUCGAUGCCGAUUUAUCGCGGAGACCUCGCAAUUUGGGAUUGGUGGCUCAAAUUCAGGCGACCGAGCAACUCACCAUUGCUGCAGUUCAGGCCCGUGAGCCAUCCCCCGAGCACAUCACUCUGAGCUCAGAUGCUGUGGCGGAAAUCCGCUCCAUCAUGUCCCAGGUUCAACUUCCCGUACAGCUGCAGAGCCAAAUGCGUGACGAGGCCUUGGCGCAGGCAGCCCGCCAGGCCGCAGCCUUGCGAAAAAUUCGUGUGGAAACUUUGUCUGCACCUGCAGCUCCGGCCGACCCCGACUUUGACCCUCGCAGCUAGGGCAUUGCUAUCGGCGUCGGCGCCGGUCCACUGCGUACCUGUGUCGAAAUAGAAGUGCACUUGGGCGCCGAUUUCCAAGGUAUGAUGAUAAUAAUUGAUAACCGAAGUUUU
Monosiga brevicollis MX1 is the source of this 873-nucleotide messenger RNA. RefSeq lists its product as uncharacterized. The transcript has 6 exons. The record is from RefSeq and is a predicted model, not a curated record. Lineage: Eukaryota; Choanoflagellata; Craspedida; Salpingoecidae. Bases 1 to 762 code for a protein of 253 amino acids.